CGCGCAAAUGCGAAGAUACACAAAAGCGAACAAGAUACAAGCCAAGCGAAAACAUCAUGGACAAUUUAGUUACUCUUCGAUUUUCGAACAGUGCGGUAAAAUCUAAAAUUUACUCAAAAUAUCAGUUCGUGCGUUUUUGUGUUGUUAAUAUUAAAAACGAAACGAAAGUGACAACACAAGUUUCGGCAGCAGCCCGCAAAUGUUAUGAGAUCGCGCUGAAUUCGACGAAGUGCUACGAAUUAUUGGAUGCAACAAUACGCUAAAUAUUAAUCUAAAGUUUAAAUAAUAUCUAGUAUAUGGUGUGUUGUGGGCAAUAAUUGCAAUUAUGUUGUGCAUUUUUUAAAACGUUAACUAGUCAACUCAAUUUAUGCUAACAAAAAAGUGUGGUGUCUAACGAAAAAAUAUAGUGUAUUUUUGUUUUUAUAAAAAUCAAUUAAUAUAUAAAAAUAACAAAUAACUAAAUCAAAAAACACAAUGCAAGCGGUAAAGGCGAAAUUGUCAAAUAUUUCAAUACCAUGGAGGAUAAUUUUAAAGAAUGUGGCGGCGAUUGUGAUAGCUUUGGUAACAUUGUCAUGGCUACACCUGCGUCCAUUAGGCAUUUUCUUCCUCUCACUAUUUUUCUACUGGCUUUAUAAGACACGCUGCAAUUACCGAAUCGUACCACCGCCAGAAUUACAAAAAGUUUAUAUAUUCCGAAAAAAUCAUCCCAAAAUUUUCGACUCAAUAAUGUUUUUCUCUGCUGGCUUCCUUGCGCUCGCUGGGCCAAUCAUUACUGGCUUCUCAUUAGGAUUGGUGCUAGUAGCUGUUGCGAUAAUUAUGGCCAACCGAAUAGAGUUGGAAGACCGCCGUAAAAAACGUUAUGAAGGGGACGUCACAAAUACGGAUAGUGAGAAUUAUACUGGUAGCGAGAGCGAAACGGAAUCGGAGACAGAGUCCGAGUCGGAUGAUGAUGAUGAAUUUUUGCCAGAGACCAGCUCCAGAAAUUUGGUGCUAUUAGCAUGUGCCAGUGAGCUAACCUCAUAUUCCUUACCCACCGAGGGUGGUGCCGCUGAUGACGAUGAAGAUGAUGAUAAUGCAAGUGAUGAUAUACCAUCUGAAUUGUUAAUACCCGACUCUAUACCGGAAUUGAAUGAAAACUCCACAGAUGAUGAGGAUGAUCUGAUACCUGUCGUCAAUGUUGAUGCACUCAAUGCGGAUCCACGCACAAUCGCCAGUAAUAUAUACUUUGAGAAGGGUCAUUUCAAAUCAGACUCCAUAUCCUCCUCCUCAUCGGAGGAGAAUUUGUCGAAAGGUUUAAAUUUUACCGAUUCGGCGGCAAAUCCCGUUACAGUUGCUGCGCAAGAAGGCGAUGUUGCCGCAUUGGCUGCCAAGACCACCGCACAAGCAUUACUCGAAAGUGGCGGCAAACUAUUGCCUGCUCUUGUCACCGGCUUAAUGCAAUGGGGUAGCUUGAAUGCUGCUGCUAGCAACAACAGCAACACUACCAAUGCCGUAGUGGCAGCAGUAGCCGAAGUUCCCAAAGAGGAAGAUCGUUCCUCCGAGAGUGACUUUGAGUUCCUAGAUGAGGAAUAGGAACGCCUCCACCAUGCACUCAAGUCCAAAGAAUGAUAAAUAUAUACAUAGUUAUAUUGAUAUACAUACUGUAGAGGAAGGAUACCUUAGUAAGUGAAGCACAAGUAAAUACAGUUGUACUUAUUUUUUUAGCUACUCAGUUUGAAAAUAUGUAGUCUAAUUAUUUAAUGGAUUUGCAUCUUGGUUGUAGCAACAGCAUUUUUAACAAUUUCAAAUAAUAUUUUUGUUUAAUAUUAUUUUAAAAUUAAUAUCAUUUGCACUAUCAUCUCUGAUGCAUAUCCUUUAAAUACCAACCAUUCAACUUUGCAAACAAUAAUUACAAUAUAUAAUAUAUAAUUUCAAAAUAAUAUUGAGAACUUACAAAGCCAUAUAGAUUUGCCCGUUUAACAAAAUAACUUUUAAAAAUAUUGAUCUCAGUUUAAGGCAAUAUAAUAAUAUUUUUCGUUGCUAUCAAUCUUUUCCUCGAUAUUGAACAUCAAUUUGGACAUACUUUUUUCGGUGGUGCUUAAAAAAAAGUUAACAAUUUUUAUUAUUUCCUUAUUUUUUUAAUUUUUUUUUUUCAUUUUUUAAACUUUUUUAUUUUUUUUAGUUUUUUAUUCAGUUUUGUUUUACUUUUUUCCAUUAAUUUUUUCCUUUUCUUUUUGUAUUUUCUUAUUUUUUUUUAAUUUGACUUAAAUUUUUUUUUAAUAUUUACUUAUAAGUGCUCUGCAUUUUUUACUUUUUAAUUUUACAUUUUUUUUUUAAUUUUUAUUUUUUUAAUAAUUUUAGUUUUUUUUAAUUUUACAUAAUUAAAGAAACUUUUAAUUGAGUUUUUAAAUAUUUUUUUUUUAGUUUUUUUUAUAUAUAUAAAUUGCUCAAGAAGACAAAAUUUUAUUUAAUUUUUUUUUUAUUUAGUUUUUUCUUUUAAAUUUUAUAAAAAAAAUUAAAAAACUAAAAAAAAUAAUUGGAUUAAUUUUGUUUUUUUUUAUAAAUUACACAAGUAUACAUUUUUUCAGUUGAAAAAUUGUUAUUUUGAUAAAAAAUUUUUUAUAUGAACGCAAUUUUAUAAAAAUAUUUUGUUUUAAAAAAAUUUAAAGCAGAAGUUUUCUGUAUUUUUUAAUUUUUUUUCCCUUAUAAUUAAAACGAAAAAAAAAUUAAUUGUACAUGUUGUGUAAUUGUACCAUGUAUUUUAAUUUUUUUUUUUCAAUUUCAUUUAAUAGAAAGAAUGUUUUCUUAUGGUUUUAAUUUCUAUUAACUAAUUUUAUAAAAAAUAUUUCGGAUUUUUAUCUUAAAAUGUUUUAAUGCACAAGUGCUCUGCAUUUUUUUACUUAUUUUAAUUUUAUUUUUAUUUUUUUUUUAAUUAUUUUUUUUUAUUUUACAUAAUUAAAGAAAAUUUGAAUUGAGUUUUAAAAUAUUUUUUUUUUUUGUUUUUUUUUUUAUAUAUAUAAAUUGCUCAAGACAAAAUUUUAUUUAAUUUUUUUUUUAAUUAUAACAAAAUUUUAUUUCUCAUUUUUUAGUUUUUUCUUUUACAUUUUAUAAAAAAAAUUAAAAAACUAAAAAAAAUAAUUGGAUUAAUUUUGUUUUUUUAUAAAUUACACAAGUAGACAUUUUUUCAGUUGAAAAAUUGUUUUUUUGAUAAAAAAAUGUUUAUAUGAACGCAAUUUUAUAAAAAUAUUUUGUUUUAAAAAAAUUUAAAGCAGAAGUUUUCUGUAUUUUUUACUUUUUUUCCCUUAUAAUUAAAACGAAAAAAAAAUUGAGUUUCAAAAUAUAAAUAUAAAUUGUGCAAGAAGACAUAAUUUGAUAAUUUUUUUUUUGUUAUCAUACCAAUUUUCACUUCUAAUAUUUUUUAUUUUUUUAUUUUUUUAUUUUUUUUUUUUUAUUUUUUUUAAUUUUUUUUAAUUUUUUUCUUUUAAAUUUUAUCUAAAAAAUCAUUUUGGUAUGUUUUUUUUUAUUAAAAACGCAAGUUUUAUAUAUUCCAAAAUUAUUAUUUUUUUAUAAAUUAUGCAAAAAGACUAACCUUAAUUAAAGAUGACUUUUUUUGUUUUGACUACACCAUAUUUUUAUUUGUAAAUUUUUAAAUUUGUAUGAUUUUUUUUUUUCACUUUUAAAUUUUCACAUUUUUACGAUAUGUAUAUUUUAUCGUGGUGUUAAUUUUUUUUUCCAAAUUAAAAAAAAAAAUAAAUUUUAAAUUUUUCAAUAUUUAAAGUUUUAUAAAUCACAAGUUUUGUGGUUUUGAAUUUUAAAAAAAUAUUUUUUAUGGUUUGAAAAAAUAAUAUAUUCAAAACGUACCUACAUAUGUAUGUAGAUACUUACAUUUUUAUGUGAGUGUUCAUAUUUUUUCUGAUCUAACACUAUAUACGAUCUUACAUUUAUAAAUAUGAUAUUUAAAAACUUUAAUUCACAAGUUUUGUGCAUUUUUUGAAUUUAAAACGUUUUUUCGUGUUUUAUUACAUAUAAAAGAAUUAAUUAAAAACGUACCUCAAUUCUUACAUGAGAUCUAAAUUUUUUAAUGAAAAAAAUUGAUUUUUAAUAUUUUUAUAUAAACUUCGUAAAAAAUUCGAAUUCGUACAAAUAUUUUACUAUUUUUUUCUUAAAAAAAAGUAAUUCUAAAUUGUACAAAUUUUUUACUAAAAAUUUUUAUGAAAACUAUUGAAAGAAUACAUUUUUGAAAAUCUAUUACUUUACUUGAAAAAUACUUAUAUAAAUUUACGUUUAUUAUAAAUAUUAAAAUUGCUAGAUAAAAGCAGAUAUUUUCAAACUAUGCGACAUUGGUGCUUUGCCACAAGAAUCGUGCUUAUUUUAUAUUAUAAUUAUCUACCAAUUUUGUACAUAAAAUUUGUAAAUUGCGUAUUUAUAUAAUAAUAAUAAUUAGAAGAAGAAGAAGAAGAAAAGUUCAUACUUAUUCACUGACAAUGUAAAGUUUUUCAAAAUCAAGUAUGGCUUUAUUAUACAAAAAAAGAAAUAUUAAUUUAGCAUAUUUUUUUACUAUAUUUUUAAAUUGGAAAUUAAGAAAGAGAACUGAUUAUAUAAUUUCUAUUUUAUUUUAUUAUUUUUGUGGCUCAUAGGCAAUGGUAAAUAAAGGAUAUGUAUAAACAUAUUUGUAAACAUAUACAUAAACAAUAGAACCACCUAAACUUAAGCCUUACCUUUAAUCGAUUGAUUUUUUAUUAUUUAACUAGCAGAGUAUAAGGAAUUUGUAAAUUAACAUUGAACAUGCUUAUGCACAAUGAAUUCAUACAAAUGUAUAUCGUACAGCAGAGAGAGAUAUAUAUGUAUGUAUAUGCUGGCAUAUAAUUCUAAUAUGUAAACAUGAACAUGUGAAUCUACUGUCUUACUGUCUGUCUAUUAUAUAAUGAGAAAUUACACAUAAGUCACAUUAUCACAUUUAAAUGAGGAAUAUUGUACUAAAAUUAAGUCUUAAUGUAAAUGCUAAAAUAUAACUAAAUAUAUAUAUUUUUUAAUUAAUCCUAGUAAACGUAUAACAAUAAAUGCGAUUACAUAUACAUAAACAUAUUAGUACAUUUGUAGUUGUAUAAGUUUACAGUUACUAAUUUAAAAACGAUUCUAUCGCUAAAGAGAAUUGAGCUCUAGUGUUUAAGGAACGAUAUAUUUUAGCGGUACUCAUAGAAAUACGUAUAGCCUGCAACAUAUUGACAUAUUUGUCAUGUUAAACCUCAAGCCUGUAAAAUAAGAAACAAUGAAAAUUGGCAAAAAUCGGAUAAA
Zeugodacus cucurbitae (melon fly) is the source of this 5274-nucleotide messenger RNA. RefSeq lists its product as uncharacterized. The record is from RefSeq and is a predicted model, not a curated record. Bases 475 to 1572 code for a protein of 365 amino acids. NCBI's taxonomy places the organism in Eukaryota, Metazoa, Arthropoda, Insecta, Diptera, Tephritidae. The transcript is spliced from 4 exons.